AUGAACACGAACACGGCGCCAGGUCGCGAAGAAAAGGAUGACCCGCAACGCAUCGACGGUUCGGAAUUUUUGGCCCAAGUACGGGGAACGGGUGGAGGCAAUCCGUCACGGGAUACAGCGAUCGCCACCGCUCACAGCGAAGAAACCUUGCGAGCCCGCAACGGAUCUUUGGGACAACGACAGAAUCUUGCCGCGUUGGCCGACCUUUUCGUCCAACCAACAUCGGUGUCUAGUCAUCCUACACUGGCUAGCUCGGAUGGCGGCAGUACUUCCGCGACCUCGACAAGUAACUCCCCACAGCCAGAGCAAGUGCAUACUUUGCCGGCCAAUAAUGGAGCCUCGCAGUUGCCAAAUUCCUUGCCACCACGGCAUCCCCCACAUCACCAACGCAAGGUCUCAUGGGGGAGAGAUGUUCCGCAGGGAGAAGAGCAAACUCAACAAAGUCGUCAGAAACGCACGAGCAGUGGUGAUCUCGGUUUGAACUUGCCCGAGCUGGACUCGACGUCUUCAGCUCCACCGGUUCUCGAACAACAGGUUGGAGACUCGUGGAUGCCUCCGCCUAGGCUUCGCCUGACCUCUUCCAAUUCCGUCGGGGGUGCUCCACAGGGAGGCGAUCGCCUUCGCCUGGAUCACAUCCUCCAUGCCGGACCAUUUGAACAGGAAGCCGAAACCCAUAUUCUCAAAGCUUUGGAGCAACAAGCCGCGGAGGAAGGGGCGAUGCACCGCGACCGAGCGGACACGGGAACCUCCACGAUUCUGAGCCACAUUCCCGAUUCCGUUCACGGUUUCCGUCUCGAAUCGCCUAGGAACUCUGUAGAUUCUAACCAGGCGAACGCUACGACGUCGGACACCGGCGAUCCGGUAACGUCGGAGUCACAAUCGGCGAGUCGCCAAGAGCAAACACCCCUGGUACGAGAGCGUCCCGUCCCCCUACACAAACGUAACCAGAGCGUGGAGCAGACGUUGUUUGGUCUCACUACUGCUUUGUCAGCCUUACACCACGGAGAGCCCUUACCUCAUCAGGCACCGACGCACAAUCAGCGGCGACAGUCGCAUCCUCCUCCUCCUGAUACGAACUCUUCUCCGGAAGAAGAACCUUUGGGGUCCGCGGAUCAAUUGGCCAACAACGCGGUACGUAUUGCCAAAAUGGAAGAAGAGGGGACGAAAAAGCAGAACAAAGGUGCAGAACGGUGGGCAUCAAUUCAGCAAAAUUUGCCCACUUUGUUGGAGGGAAAGCUGGAGAAGGUAGAGGCACCAGAAGGAGGCGACGUAGAAAUAGGCAAGCAAGAACCCAGUUCCAAUUCUGUGACGAGCAGCAAUAGUGCAUCAGACGGAGUAACGCAACGCCAUCGUUUCCGAAAAAAUGGCCGUGGCGCUGCUGUCUUUGGAAACGCCAACACCCGUUUUAAAGAAGACGUAGAGCUGUGGCGCUCCUUUUUCCAACCCCGCCGAGGAGCCUUGAGAUCUUAUGUAAAAAAUGUGCUUCUCUAUUUGAUAUUGCCAGCGGCAGGUGUUGCAGCAAUACUAUACUACUUGGUGGAGAAUCCACCCACAGGAAAGUCAGAGGAUGGCUCCAGCGGCGAUCAUGCUUCGGCGUCUUGGUGGAUCUUAUUUAUCUGCAUUCGCCAAAUUAUUACUUUUUCGAUGGCUCUCGGUGCCCAAACACUGAUUAUUGACUAUCUCGCUCUGGGCAGCCGCAAUCUGCUCCGCCUCGCGGGUCCAGUUGUCACCCUGCUCAUCGUUCAAAGCAAGGGAUGGCCCUUUUUGUUCUUCUCUUGGUCGUUGUUUGACUUCGCGAUGCUGUCUGGUACGGGUCCUUUUGCUGCGCACUGGGCCUUCUGGCAGAAUACUGUCGGGCUUUUCAACGAAAAGAAUCCAAGCGGAAAUGUGGUCUCAAAUGAAUGGAAUAUUCGUUUGUUGGCUGUUGCGAUGGUGAUCAAUAUGAACGAUCGCGACCCGCUGACGGGAAACCUGCAGUAUUCCGAAAAGAUGAAGUUGAGACAACUGUUAGAGCGGUGGGAAGAACCGGAUCGGGAAUUUGAUCAGCAGAGGACAACCUACCCGUUCUCUUUUGCGUUUGGCCCCGCACAUUAUAGAGAGCAGUGUAUCGAUUCUGCACAAGAAGUCUACAUGCGCCUUUAUAAGCACAAUGCGGAAGAGCUGGUCCUUCACUUUGAGACUAUUGCCCUUAUUGCUCUUCGUGAGGACGGCAGCGUUGACCAGGACAAAGCGAAGGAUUUGGUUAAGCUCUUUCGUCCAGACCGCGAGGGAAAUUUGACUAUGCUGGAUUUUGUAAAAAGCAUCGAUGCUGUUUACAAAGACUUUCGGCUUUUGAGUGCUUCGAUCGAGAACUCUACACAGAUUGACCGUGCAUUCGAAAACAUUUUCAAUAUUGGAUUCUAUGCCGUUGUGAUCACGGUAACAUUAUCACAGCUGGGAUUCGAUCCUUUGGCCCUUUUUCUAAGCCUUUCCUCUGUCAUUCUCGCAUUCGCUUUUGCGAUUGGCAGCGCAUCUGCGAAAUAUUUUGAAGGGGUUCUGUUUAUUCUUGUCCGCCGUCCUUAUUCGAUCGGUGACCGGGUGCAUGUGUCGAACGUCGAAGCCGAUACCAGCUUUGACGGAUCGCCUGGCUGGGUUGUGGAAAACGUAACACUUUUUGAAACCACGGUUAUUUGGGGGCCCACCAACGAGCGUGCUAGCCUGUCCAACGGCUCGCUUGCUAACAGUCGUAUUAUCAACCUUGCACGAUCGCCACAAGCCCAAUUAUUUAUCUAUCUCAAGAUCCCAAUUGACACUUCCUACGAAAAGAUUCUGAUUUUCAAAUCAGCCGUGGAGGAAUACAUGAAGGCCCGUCCCCGGGAAUGGCUGGCACUCAAUGGUUUUCGGGCGAAUCGUAUUGCUGCCGACUUGGGCUGGACGGAAUAUCUUAUUAUCAUUCAGCACCGUGAAAGUUGGCAAGAAGUGGGUCAGGUCCUCGAUAGCAAGGCCAAUUUGAGCAGUUAUUGUCAGGAAGUGGCCAAACAGCUCAACAUUCACUACAAAGCGCCACCACUACCGGUCAAUCUCAAGUACGCACAAGCGGCCAGUCCAGAGGAAGUCCUGGAAAGCAGCGAUGCGAUUGACACCGAUUUGGACAGUGUGGCUCGGACCCAAGAAUUUCGGUCGAUGGCCUUGAGCAAGCACAACAUUCGAUACAGUUAG
This is a messenger RNA of Phaeodactylum tricornutum CCAP 1055/1, 3198 nucleotides long. RefSeq lists its product with no specific name. The transcript is spliced from 4 exons. Gene Ontology annotation, molecular function: mechanosensitive monoatomic ion channel activity. Gene Ontology annotation, biological process: transmembrane transport; monoatomic anion transport. Gene Ontology annotation, cellular component: plasma membrane. The record is from RefSeq and is a predicted model, not a curated record. Lineage: Eukaryota; Bacillariophyta; Bacillariophyceae; Surirellales; Neidiaceae. The coding region runs from base 1 to 3198 and encodes 1065 amino acids.